Messenger RNA from Dothidotthia symphoricarpi CBS 119687, 1343 nucleotides. Its product is annotated as inositol monophosphatase. Lineage: Eukaryota; Fungi; Ascomycota; Dothideomycetes; Pleosporales; Dothidotthiaceae. Bases 99 to 1106 code for a protein of 335 amino acids. Gene Ontology annotation, molecular function: inositol monophosphate 1-phosphatase activity. The transcript has 6 exons. The record is from RefSeq and is a predicted model, not a curated record. Gene Ontology annotation, biological process: phosphatidylinositol phosphate biosynthetic process; signal transduction; inositol metabolic process.
GAACGGGCUUCGCAACGCAGUCAGCCCAUCACCGACGCGCUUGUCAAAUCGGCAGCACAACUUGUCCCAACACAUAGCUUGCAAACGUCCGCAAACACAUGAUGAACGACCUUUCUAAGGAUGAAUUGAAUGAGAUUUACGCGUUUGCCGUUGAGCUGGGCAAGCGAGCGGGGACGAUGCUCAAGGACGCAGCGCAGUUGAGGAUGAGCGGUGGAAGUGGGGUACAAGAAGAGCAGGCACAUGUACAAAAGGAGAAUGCGGUUGAUCUGGUAACUCAAACAGACGAAGAUCUCGAAUCGUUCAUCAAGACCCAGAUAUUGCAGAAAUACCCCUCGCACAAAUUUGUUGGCGAAGAAGCCUACAGCAAGGGGGCAUCACGAGACUAUCUGAUCGAUGAUAGCAUGACAUGGUGUGUCGACCCCCUCGACGGGACGGUGAACUACAUCCAUCUAUUCCCCAUGUUCUGCGUUUCGAUUGCAUUUAUUCACAAGGGAAAGCCUUUGAUUGGCGUCAUCAACGCGCCUUUUGUUGGCCAGUUCUUCUCAUCAUGCGCUGGUCGCGGUGCCUUCCUCAAUGAAACGCAACGGCUUCCCCUCGUACGAACACCUGUACCACCUAUGCCUGCAAACGCCCCCAGUGGCUGCAUAUUUUCUUGCGAGUGGGGUAAGGAUCGAAGAGACACCCCGGAUGGCAAUUUGCACAGGAAGAUUGAGAGUUUCGUGAACAUGGCUACUGAAAUUGGUGGAAGAAACGGAAAGGGCGGGAUGGUACAUGGAAUGAGGAGCUUAGGAAGUGCAACCUUGGAUCUGGCUUAUAUCGCUAUGGGAGCCUUUGAUAUCUGGUGGGAAGGUGGCUGCUGGGAGUGGGAUGUUGCAGCUGGGAUCGCGAUUCUGCAGGAAGCUGGUGGGCUAAUCACGACGGCAAAUCCGCCCGAGGACCACGCCACGGCGCCGAUAGAGGAGGUUCGGUUGGGGAGUCGACUGUAUUUGGCUAUCCGACCUGCAGGACCAUCACCGAAUGAAACAGGACGACAAGGCCAGGAGAGGACAGUGCGAGAGGUAUGGCGACGGGUACGUCACUUAGAUUACUCAAGACCUGGAGCAUAGCGAAAUGCGAUUCCUGUUUCGACUACGCGUUCAAGUUGAUCUCAGACGCUGGCAAGAAAGCAAUCUCGCACAUCUGUCUAGGAUACUUUGUACGCUAUAAAUCUACGACUCGAAGUACCGAAAGAUUCACAUGAAACGUGACAACCAUUCAACGUAGAUUUUGGCUUUACGCCUCGUCAAUCUGUUUUUGACAUUCUAUGUUAUUUACAGUCUAGCGUCGCUCAAUUUUGCAGCGAU